Molecule: messenger RNA, 467 nt
Organism: Stylophora pistillata
Lineage: Eukaryota; Metazoa; Cnidaria; Anthozoa; Scleractinia; Pocilloporidae
Source: RefSeq, a predicted model, not a curated record
CAUGAGGUUGUUGUUGUUAUUAGUGCUUUGCCUUGCUUUCGUCCUCGUUGCAGCUAAACCCAGUUUUGUAGAGGAUGAAUAUUUAGAAGACGCAGAGGAAAAUGAUGCUCGUCACCGUUUGCGCAAAUGCAAGAAGAAGUGUAAAGUUGGAGAAUUCUGCAGGAUAGUCUUGUAUUGGUGUGAAUGCUUUCAACAGAGAGGACUGGGACAGCCUUGUUGCAAGAACCCGCCUGCUUAUCUCUGUCACCACGGUUGUCGCGAUGGACUGGUCUGUAAACGUGUCCUUCGUCCCACCCCUGCAGACGAAAGGCAUCCUCAUCACCGCAGCCGUUUCAGGUGUAUCCGUCCUCCACCUACAGAGGAGCCCGGUUCUGGAGACAUUUACGUGUAGUCUUACAUAAUAAAUUAUUAAACGUCAGCGCAGUCGGGCACCUUGCGCCAGCUUUUGUUGUUUUUGUACAGAAUCU